Messenger RNA from Panicum virgatum (switchgrass), 983 nucleotides. RefSeq lists its product as uncharacterized. The coding region runs from base 17 to 544 and encodes 175 amino acids. Lineage: Eukaryota; Viridiplantae; Streptophyta; Magnoliopsida; Poales; Poaceae. The transcript has 2 exons. The record is from RefSeq and is a predicted model, not a curated record.
CCCCGUUCCAGAGCCCAUGGGCCAAAGCGGGUCAGCCCUAAACAAAAAAACGGGCGUUAGGGUUGUGAUGUCGAUCGACCCCAAUCGACCCUGGGGUCGAUCCAACGCCAGCGCCGACGCUCUCCUUCCCUUCCAACUCGCGACAGCGCCGCCGCACCUUCCCUCGCGACAGCGCCGCCCCUCCUCCGUGCUUUGCUUCUCCUGCCCGGCACGACUCCGACGCCGCCAAGAAGGAGGCUCCCAAGGCCAGCCAAGCCCGCAGCCGCCAAGACCGUCGCGGCCAAGACAGGCCAAGGCUGCCGCGAAGCCGAAGAAGAGCGCCGCCACAGCCAAGCCGAAGAAGACCGCGGCCGCCGCCGCCGGGACCAAGCGCAAGGCGUCGGAGAAGAAGGUCGUGGCGAAACCGAAGAAGUCCCCCGUGGCGAAGCCCCCUGCUUGGUCUCGGAUCUCAAGAGCUGCCUCCGUGAUGGUGAUCCAUGUUACUACAAAUGGUAGCUACUUCUAUGAAUUGCUUGGGGCACCGUGGAAUGUUCUUUCUUGCUGAUGCAGUUUCUGACUUCUAUAUUCCAUGGGAUAGUAUGGUAGGUUCUAUCUUCAGAAAAUGUAUUCAUGUGUUUAUCAUAUUCAAGAAAACCAAUUAUGGUUGCCCUGGACGGGGUGAAACUUGUGGCAUUAUGCAUAUAGGGCUUCAGAGGAAAACUAAAACACAUCCAUAUGAAUAUACAUGUUAAUUUAUUGCUAAUUGCUCCCAAAAAUGUUCCAACUAAUAAUGGUAAAGAGCUAGCAACAUUUGCUAGGAGGAAUCAGGAUAGGGCAACAUUGGUUUUCCUUUCAUAAUGGUCAUACUCCUUUUUUGGUGUACAAUCUGAAGUCUGAAUCACAAAGAUCAUAGAGCUGACACAGAAGGAGGGAAAAAUAAGUAGUACAUAGACUGCUAGCUGUGAGUAUAAAGUUUGGUAAAGUUUAACCUUUCAUCCCCGUGA